Messenger RNA from Colletotrichum godetiae, 924 nucleotides. RefSeq lists its product as uncharacterized. The record is from RefSeq and is a predicted model, not a curated record. Bases 142 to 822 code for a protein of 226 amino acids. The transcript has 2 exons. Lineage: Eukaryota; Fungi; Ascomycota; Sordariomycetes; Glomerellales; Glomerellaceae.
CGAACCGAGUGACGUCUAGACCACGGGCGGCAGAGGGGGAAAACAUGCCAGGCCAAGCCCUAUUUUACUAAGCUCUCGUCCAGUCUCUGCCCUUUGCUGCAGCUUGCCUACCGCUUCGAGGAGACAUUGCUGUUGAUCCGAAUGGAUUCAUAUAGAUUCGAUACACGCAACCAACGGGUGCAUUACAGUACAACCCGUAGAUUCGAUUGCGCCCAUGCGGAUGAACGCAUUGCAUUCGAUCCUGCCAUCGGCCCCCUUUCCGCCCGGGGUUCAUCCAAAUCCCGACCCUCUCUCUCUCUCACUCGCCGUCUGCUGGCACGGUGGACCUCGGGAAUACAAUUCUCUCUGUGCCUCCAAGCAAGCAAAGUCAACAAAAAAAAAACAUGUACAGCCCGGUGGUCCCGGGUGCCCUCACAAAGUUCGCCGAUUGAAGAAAUACCAAGACCCCGAAAAAGGACGAGCACCAGCAUCUUCCGUCUUCGGCGAUUCACUUACCCAACCAAAGCUGCGACGACGGUCACCACACACGACACACGACAACCCCUCGGAAAAAGAAAGAAGAAGAACAGGAACCGAAAUAAGCAAAGAAACCGACACGCAUACUCGUUCAAGACAUUACCUGCUGCAAGCCUGCACCAUCACGGCCGCCGGCGCGGCGCAACGCAUUCGCGGAGGGCCUCCCGGGCGGUUCUACCUGCAGGAUCUACCUUGUGCUGUGCUGUGCUGUGCUUCCAAGUAGCAAGCGUACAUACCCUCCAGUCCUCCGUACAUGACUACUCAACCCUACCCUACCACCCUCCCCACCUUAGCUCGAGGAGCUGAGGUGGUACAUCAGAACACUAGGACGAGGACCCUGCAGCUCCUGUCCUCCGAGAAGCUAAACCCCUCUUGGAGUCUCGAGAGGAAAUAAGGCGGGGGUGCCGG